AUGGCGUACUCGACGUGCUGCAGGGUGGCCAUGGUCUCCUGCCUGGUGCUCUGCGUCUCCCUCCUCCUGCCGCGGACCUUCUUGUCUCGGGGCGGCGGGAGGCAGGAGCCCGGGGCUGCGCCGCUCGCAGCGCCCGCGCCGCCCGAGGGGAAGCUUGGUCGCUUUCCACCAAGGAUGCAUUACCAGGCCACUCCCGACAGCCGAGCUGCCCCUCAUUUUCCAAGGUCUCACCUUGCUGAAGCAGUUGCCAAAGCCAAGGCAGGUGGAGGUGGUGGUGGAAGCACUGGUGGAAGUGGGAGAGGUCUUGUGGGGCAGAUUAUCCCUAUAUAUGGAUUUGGCAUCUUCUUAUAUAUCCUGUACAUUUUAUUUAAGCUGGCUUCCAAGGGAAAAACUACUGCUGGAGAGCGGAAGUGCCCUACUGCUGCACCUGGAAACAUGAAGAGGAAAAUCACUGACUAUGAGCUCACCCAACUCCAGGAAAAACUGAGAGAGACAGAAGAAGCUAUGGAAAAAUUAAUGAACAGAGUAGGACCUAACUGUGACAGCAGGACUCAAAAUGUUACAACAGACCAGGAAAAAAGGUUACUUCAGCAACUCCGAGAAAUUACUAGAGUUAUGAAAGAAGGAAAAUUCAUAGAUGGCAUGUCUCCUGAGAAGGAAGCUGAAGAAGCUCCUUACAUGGAGGACUGGGAAGGUUAUCCAGAAGAGACCUAUCCUGUCUAUGAUAAUUCUGAUUGCUUCAAGCGCAAACAGGACACAAUCCUUGUAGAUUACCCUGACCUGAGCCAGCCCUCUGCAGAAGAACUGGCAGAAAGAAUGGAGGGCAUGGAAGAUGAGGAGCAUCUGUGCAAUGAAACCCUGCUAUCAUCUGAUCUCACCAUGGGAAGGGGUGGUCAUGAUUUAAUGCAGAAAAAGGAUGAGGUAACUGGCAUCAGUGAAGAUGAGAGGGACCUUCAUCACAGCCAAAGCAUUGAGGAUUGCUGCUGCUGUUACGAGGACGAUGAUCCUGCUGUCAUUGCAGAGAACACUGGAUUCCACUCUGAGAGCUGCAGCGAAGCAGAAGAGUCAACCCAAGAGGACCUGUCUGUGGAGUCAGAAAAUGAAAAUGCAGCACUGAAAAAUCAAGAAGCCAGUGAUUCAGAUGAAGCAGGCAGACUGAGAAAGCGUAACACGAAAGGACUUGAGUAA
Messenger RNA from Gavia stellata (red-throated loon), 1188 nucleotides. RefSeq names its product RIC3 acetylcholine receptor chaperone (gene RIC3). Gene Ontology annotation, biological process: synaptic transmission, cholinergic; protein localization to cell surface. NCBI's taxonomy places the organism in Eukaryota, Metazoa, Chordata, Aves, Gaviiformes, Gaviidae. Gene Ontology annotation, cellular component: neuronal cell body; intracellular membrane-bounded organelle; neuron projection. The coding region runs from base 1 to 1188 and encodes 395 amino acids. The record is from RefSeq and is a predicted model, not a curated record. The transcript is spliced from 6 exons.